GUUCCGAGGAAGGGCCAAAAUAUAAAAAAUUCGGUAUUUACCUCCCUCUAGUUCGCCAUCUCGACCCUACAAAGAGGAGGAAGCCAUGUCCCCCAACCUGCAUAGCGCCAUCAAGAGUCAGGUGUCGGCGCUGCUCCUGAGGUGCCUCUUUAGGGUGUCCGGGCCGGGCAAGGCCAAGAAGUUCCAGCAGAUCCUGGUGCUGAUGGGGAGGCGGUGGGUGUUCAUGCAGACGGAGGCGAGCCGCGUUCUCGGCAUGGACCUGGACCGCGGGGACAACACGCACACCUUCAUACGCUCGGACUCGCCGCCACUGCUCACCCGGAACAGCAUCAACCAGAGUCCGAAGUUGCUCCACCCCGUGCCUCAGCCCUGUCUCCAAGGACUUCGAGCACAAGGACUGCAGCGGCCUGGUAGAGAUGCUCUGCUGCUCCAUCAGUUGUGCCUAGAAAAAGAGGCACCACCAACUAGAAAUUGUUCUAUGUGGAAGCAGCAAGUUGUUGUCUCAUGGCCACAUGCCCACAUGGUCACUGCUGUUGGUGGCCACAACGGUUAUCCAGGGGGCAAGGUGUUCGUUUCUGCGGAACAGUUAGGUCAUGGAGAUUACUCUGCCUCACGCACAAAAGUAUUUCGCAUGGUGAAUACUCUUGGAGUCAACAAUGAAGCCAAGCAAACAAUACAAGUACUGCAAGCUGAACUAAAUGAAACAAAAGAGAGGCUGCACACAGUUGAAGAACUGAAAGGACAAACUGCACAUUAUUUGUAUUGUUCAUGACCCUAUGGAUUUCUGUUUUAAUUUAUUUCCAUAUGUAGAAAGUUGUUUACUACUUCUGUUUACUGUAAUCUACAAUGUAUUUGCGUCGCUAUGGUAAUUCCUUGUAGUUAUAAUCGUGCUUUGAUCAUGAUACAUUAGGUUCAGAAGAUAUGUUGUUUCGAGUUUGGUCAUAUUUAUCUGAUUUUUUGUAUUUAUAUGUUAUAUAAAAUAUGUAGCGAACAACAA
Molecule: messenger RNA, 997 nt
Organism: Zea mays
Lineage: Eukaryota; Viridiplantae; Streptophyta; Magnoliopsida; Poales; Poaceae
Product: phosphatidylinositol 4-kinase gamma 5
Exons: 3
Coding region: 86-772 (228 amino acids)
Biological process (GO): attachment of mitotic spindle microtubules to kinetochore; mitotic spindle assembly checkpoint signaling
Cellular component (GO): kinetochore; mitotic spindle; nuclear envelope
Source: RefSeq, a predicted model, not a curated record